GCGCAGGACGCCAGGACUUCCCGUGGAGCAGCGAGAGAACGCGGUAAAACGAGGAGAGAGGGCAGCAUGGCGUCCGACGACAAUAUGGCUAACGUUAACGGCCAGGAGGCUGCCUCCCUGAACGGAGAGCCGGUGGUGAAGCGGCCGAGGGAGAACGUCCAGCAGGACGUGUCGCUCCGCGCCCCGCGGGAGCCCCAGAACAAAGUGACCGUGGUGCUCGGAGCGCAGUGGGGCGACGAGGGGAAGGGAAAAGUUGUGGACUUGCUCGCCAUGGAUGCGGAUAUUGUAUGCAGGUGCCAGGGGGGAAACAAUGCAGGUCACACGGUGGUGGUGGAUUCAGUGGAGUACGACUUCCACCUGCUGCCCAGCGGCGUGCUCAACAAGAAGGCCAUCUCAUUCAUCGGCAAUGGAGUGGUGAUUCACCUGCCCGGUUUGUUUGAAGAGGCUGAGAAAAAUCUGCGGAAGGGGAAAGGAUUACAGGGAUGGGAGGAGAGGUUAAAGAUCUCCGAUCGGGCCCACAUCGUGUUUAACUUCCACCAAGCUGUCGAUGGGAUCCAGGAGCAGCAGCGGCAGCAGCAAGAAGGGAAAAAUUUGGGGACCACUAAGAAAGGCAUUGGACCAGCCUACUCAUCCAAAGCCGCUCGCAACGGUCUGAGAGUCUGUGACCUCGUCUCGGAUUUCAAGGUUUUUGAAGAGAAGUUUCGAAUGUUGGCCGAUCACUUCCUGGCCAUGUAUCCAAACCUCAACGUCGACAUCAAAGGGGAGCUGAAGCAGCUCAAAGAAUAUGCAGAGAAACUGCGCCCCCUGGUGACUGAUGGCGUGUACUUCAUGCACAAAGCUCUCACUGGUCCCAGCAAGAAAAUCCUGGUGGAGGGAGCCAACGCUGCUCUACUGGACAUCGACUUUGGGACGUACCCUUUCGUCACGUCUUCUAACUGCACCGUCGGCGGCGUCUGCACCGGGCUCGGUGUGCCUCCCUCGUACGUCGGCCGGGUCUACGGCGUCGUUAAAGCCUAUACGACCCGGGUGGGAGUUGGUGCUUUUCCAACUGAGCAGGAUAACGACAUCGGCGAUCUGCUGCAGAGCAGAGGGCGAGAGUUCGGCGUGACGACGGGCCGGAGGAGGCGCUGUGGUUGGCUGGACCUGAUUCUGGUCCGAUACGCCCACAUGGUCAACGGCUUCUCGGCAAUCGCUUUGACAAAGUUGGACAUCUUGGACACCUUGCCAGAGAUUAAAGUGGGCGUGGCUUACAAGGUUAAUGGCGAACCCCUGCCGAGCUUUCCAGCGAACAUGGACGUGUUGACGCGGGUGUCGGUGGACUACAAGACGUUGCCCGGCUGGCGCUGCAGCACCGAGACGGUCCGGAGCUUCGAGGAGUUGCCUCUUGAGGCGCAGAAUUACAUCCGCUUCAUCGAGGACUUCCUGCAAGUGCCGGUGAAGUGGGUCGGAGUGGGGAAGUCUAGAGAAAGCAUGAUCAAACUCUUCUGAUCCCCAGCAGCAGGACGAGGAAGAGGAGGAGCUUCACAUCAGCAAUCAUCAUUUCACACAAAGUGGAGGUCAGAGGUCAGGGGGUAGAAACCAGCAAUGCUGCUUGUGUGCCACAAUAAUAAAACAUCUUCAGAUCUAAUUUAUGCAUUCCUCAUGCUGACCUCUAUAUAUAUAUAUAUAUAUAUAUAUAAAAAAAAUUAUAUAUAGGGUGUUCAUUUUAAAAAGUUGAAUAACGAUAAUAAUGGUGCAGCUCUUCCCCGUAUCAGUCCAGUUAAGCACAGCCUGUUUUAGCGUUUGAACGUUAAUAAGCAGAUCUGACAUCUGUUUAAUACGCAAGUCUAUUUUUACAUUUUAAGAUGAGCAACUUCCAAAUAACAAAAAAGAGAUUAUAUUUGUUACGUGGCGGGGGGGGCACUAAACCUUGGAACUUUUCUGUUUUCUGCUUAGCACAUUAAAUUUUAGAGUAUAAAUGCAUCUCAAUUCUUAACUUGUAGAUAAUUUGUGUGAUGUGUGAAAGAACAAAAUGUAAAAAAAGAAAAACUCCUGAAGAUUGAAGGCAACACUAAGCCGUCUGAAUCAAUGAACUGCUUUUCACAUUUUCACAGAGUCGAGCAUUUGAAGUUUGUGUAAAUGUUCCGAUGGUGGGUGGUGAUGUACUGAGUGCAGCCCAAUGUGGCGAAUGUAAAAGACUAUUCCAGAGCUUGCUAUUCAUUAAAAGGAACCCAUCACAUGUA
Molecule: messenger RNA, 2222 nt
Organism: Xiphophorus couchianus (Monterrey platyfish)
Lineage: Eukaryota; Metazoa; Chordata; Actinopteri; Cyprinodontiformes; Poeciliidae
Gene: adss2l
Product: adenylosuccinate synthase, like
Exons: 13
Coding region: 67-1488 (473 amino acids)
Biological process (GO): 'de novo' AMP biosynthetic process; IMP metabolic process
Cellular component (GO): cytoplasm
Molecular function (GO): GTP binding; adenylosuccinate synthase activity
Source: RefSeq, a predicted model, not a curated record